This is a messenger RNA of Ilyonectria robusta, 2249 nucleotides long. Its product is annotated as general substrate transporter. The coding region runs from base 407 to 2035 and encodes 542 amino acids. The transcript has 3 exons. Gene Ontology annotation, biological process: transmembrane transport; carbohydrate transport. NCBI's taxonomy places the organism in Eukaryota, Fungi, Ascomycota, Sordariomycetes, Hypocreales, Nectriaceae. The record is from RefSeq and is a predicted model, not a curated record. Gene Ontology annotation, molecular function: carbohydrate:proton symporter activity. Gene Ontology annotation, cellular component: membrane.
AUUCGUGGGCGUGCGCCGGACUCGUUUCCGCUUGCGGGUGCAGCUGCCGCGCUUGAUCCCUGGCGAUACAAGACUCCAGGUCGCCGUGUGUCGACGCGCGAAACGUCAUGGGCAAAGAUCAGCCUCAUACAUGGAUAUCCCGGUGGGUCGUGCCGUGGGAGAGAUAUUACAGAGAUUUUGCAGAUUUUUAAUUCUGUUGCGCUCACCACGCAAGGGGCGGGUAUAUGAAUCAAACCUGUGUCCUCGAGACUGGGAACGUCCUGUUUCUCUAUAACAUGCUCCAGCGCGCCUCUCUUCCCGACUGAGCCCUCAACGUCACCUUCAAAAGUAGUUUUCUUCAUCAACCGCAGCUGGCUGGACUUGCUUGUCACUCCUUUGGCAUCACACAUCUGCCUCAACCGCCACCAUGGCACCGCCUACCUUUGCCGGCUUCUCUGGGAAGCCGCUGUCCCUGGCCAUCUCGACCGUGGCCACCACGGGCUUCCUGCUCUUUGGCUACGACCAGGGCGUCAUGAGUGGAAUCAUCUCUGCGUCCGCGUUCAACGAGUACUUCCCCGAGACGUAUGGCGAGACCAUGCAGGGCCUGGUCACGGCCAUUUACGAAAUCGGGUGCCUGAUGGGUGCCAUGUUUAUCCUCGCCUUUGGAGAUCUCAUGGGUCGACGACGGGCCAUGAUCCUCGGCGGAGUCAUUAUGAUCCUGGGUGUCAUCAUCCAGAUCUCCUGUGUCAAGGGCCACGCCCAACUCGCUCAACUGAUCAUCGGUCGCGUGAUUACUGGCGUUGGGAACGGUAUCAACACCUCAACCAUUCCCACAUACCAAGCCGAGUGCAGCAAGACGUCCAACCGUGGCCUUCUCAUCUGCAUCGAGGGCGGCAUCAUCGCAUUCGGUACCCUCAUCGCCUACUGGAUAGACUACGGCGCAUCCUACGGGAGCGACGACCUCGUGUGGCGCUUCCCCAUUGCCUUCCAGGUCCUCUUCGGGCUGAUCCUGUGCAUUUCCAUGAUUUGGCUCCCCGAGAGCCCCCGAUGGCUUCUCACCCACGAGCGAUACGAGGAUGCCGAGAAGGUCAUUGCUGCUAUCCGUGGCUACGAAAUCGACAGCCCAGACACCAAGAUGGAGAGAGAUGUCAUCCUCGACUCCAUCCGCGCAUCGGGCUUCUCCGGCCAGAAGAGCACACCCGUCAAGGCGCUUUUCACCGGCGGAAAGACUCAGCACUUCCGCCGAAUGCUUCUCGGCUCCGGCGCCCAGUUCAUGCAGCAGGUCGGCGGAUGCAAUGCAGUCAUCUACUACUUCCCCAUUCUGUUCAAGGACUCCAUCACCCCGGGCCAGGACAACCUGGCUCUCCUGCUGGGCGGCGUCAACAUGAUUGUGUACAGCAUUUUCGCGACCGCGUCCUGGUUCCUUAUUGAGCGAGUUGGUCGCCGAAGGCUUUUGCUCUGGGGUACUGCCGGCCAGAUGCUUUCCAUGAUUCUUGUCUUUGCCUGUUUGAUCCCUGGCACCCAGGCCGCUGCAAAGGGAGCUGCCGUUGGCCUUUUCACCUACAUUGCCUCUUUCGGUGCCACCUGGCUGCCUCUUCCCUGGUUGUAUCCCGCCGAGAUCAACCCCAUCAAGACCCGAGGAAAGGCCAACGCCGUCUCGACUUGCACCAACUGGCUCUUCAACUUCCUUAUUGUGAUGGUCGUACCGGUUAUGAUCAAGCGCAUCAGUUGGGGAACGUAUUUGUUCUUCGCAUGCACCAAUGCUUGCUUCUUCCCCGUUCUCUACUUUUUCUACCCCGAGACCGCAAACCGUUCUCUGGAAGAAAUCGACAUCAUCUUCGCCAAGGGCUUCGUCGAGAACAUGUCCUACGUCAAGGCCGCAAAGGAGAUGCCAUUCCUUACCCAGGAGCAGGUGGAGCAAGAGGCCCUGCGAUUUGGUCUGCUCGAGUCUACCAGUCGGGGCGCCAUGACUGAGAAGUCACCUGUGGAUGACAGCGGCGAAGCGCCAGCAACUGACUCCAGUUCUGAAAAGGGACGAUCUGAGAGAUCCGAGUAAUCGGGAUGUUUUUUGUAUAGCCUGACAAUAGUCAGAUGAGACAUGAUAUUUUGGCGGUGGAUGAAGGACUGGACUGGAUCCAUGCCCCUGUCCGCUUAUCGCGCAGGCGGUCUGGAAAAGGAUUACGGCGCCUGCGUGCGAAGGAGAGAAGCCACAGCACUGGCAAAAUACCCAUGAAUUGAUUCGCGUUGAAAAGACGCGUGCAUUGCUUAUG